Messenger RNA from Rhopalosiphum maidis (corn leaf aphid), 2703 nucleotides. RefSeq lists its product as uncharacterized. NCBI's taxonomy places the organism in Eukaryota, Metazoa, Arthropoda, Insecta, Hemiptera, Aphididae. The transcript has 4 exons. The record is from RefSeq and is a predicted model, not a curated record.
AUGUUUAAAUGCGAACAAUGUUCAUCGGUUUUCACCACGAAACAUAAUUUGAAAACCCAUCAGAAAAAACAUGAAGGUCUGCGGUUCUCGUGUACCUUUUGUCCAUCGACAUUUUCUUAUAAAACCGGUCUCAACAAACAUAAAAAGAACUUUCAUGGUGUCGUUAACGUUCCGGUUAAUCGUCAGCCUGCUCAACCGAUUGCUACACCGAAUGUUAGACAGAGCGUUAUACACUACGCGCCACCUGCAGAGAGUAUCCAGAUUGCACCUCAAAUUUUCGUUCCCGAUAUAUCGGCUAGUGGUUCGAAUACAUCGACUGACAUUCGUAUAUCUGAUGACGAUAUUUGUAUGUUAGCUAUGGAUGAAUAUGAAAAUGAAGAAGAAGUUAAUGCAGAUUCUUAUACAACUACGGGGUCUAACGGGAAACGUGUUUCAUCUGCUAAUACCAACUCAGCCGUUAGAGCGAAAAAAGCACGUAUGGAUAUGGUACAGUCCUCUGGAUUCCUCGAGAUUUCAUCGUCUGCAAACCGAAAAAUCGUAUGGCAUUACGCCAAAAAUAUCAAUAAUGUUCAAAUUUAUUCAAAGUUCCUCCAAUCGCUUAAACCAGAACUAAUAAAAAUAUUAAAAAAUAGUAUUCAAAAACACGCCAUUAAAUUUAAUUUUAAACUCGAGGCAACCUAUAACCGACCUAACGUUUUAAACACUUCAGAAAACCGGGCGUUCAAAACAACAGCGAUUGAAAUGUUUCAUGAUAGUUAUAUAGCAGAGAUUAUAGAGAGAGCGUAUUUAAAAUUGUUAAACGAGAAAGAUGAGUACAGUGGGAGAGGAAGUGGAUUUACUUUAGAAUCAAUAGACGGUCUAUAAUUGGCGGUGUAUAAAUAUUCACCGAUGAGUGGAUCAUCAUACAUUAAGUUACCGGUAUGUAUUGAGUGGAAGCGAGGUACCAUAAAUCCGCAGAAUGCAGAUCAAAAAUGUUUCAUGUACGCGAUUCUCGCGAGACAUGUGACGGGGUCGACAGUAUGCCGUAUCGAGGGUAAUAAUUACAAACAGCAUGAAGAUAAAUAUAAUUUCAAAGAUAUCACCUUCCCGACACCUCUAUCUGAUAUAUCCAAAUUCGAGAGAAAUAACUUGAACGUGAGCGUAAAUGUUUAUGGGAUCGAAAAAAAGUUUCAACCACCGAAGAAAUAUCCGACGUAUGAAGUGUAUCCGUUACGUGUAGUCGAGGAAGAAAAAACCAAUCAUUUUGAUCUCUUAUUGAUAACAGAUGGUGAUAACUCUCAUUAUGUUUACAUAUCAAAUUUUUCCCGUCUCAUAAGAAGUCAAAAAACUAGACACAAUGGACGUGCAGUGUUUUGUAAGAGAUGUUUUACAAAUUUUGACAAUCAAAAUUUAAAAUUUAAAAUGUAUGGACAGACUGCGUUGGAUCAACAUAAAUUGGUUUGCGGGAUGCACAAACCGAUAUUACCGGAUAUGCCGAAAGAGGGGGAUUGCAUUGAAUUUAAGUUGAGGAAAAAUACAGUUAGACAUCCAUUUGUUAUAUAUGCAGAUUUUGAGUCGUUGUUAGUGAAGACUGGUGAGAGUAUGGGGAAAAAUACAACAAUUAUUCAUAAACACGAAGCGUUGAGUUAUGGAUUUUUGGUAAAAGUGAGUGACAACGUACCAGUGGAACUUUUAGAGGAGUACGAGAUACCAACAGGAUCGGUAUUAUACAGAGGAGAUGAUGAUCAUAAGGACGUAGCGAAACACUUUAUAGAAGCAAUAGUUGGAGUGAGUCGUAAAAUUGAGAAUUUGUUGAAGACAAACAUACCUUUAACUAUGACUAAAAACCAAGAAAAAACACAUCAAGCGUGUACCGAGUGUAAUCUAUGUAAAUGUAGUUUAGCCGGGGGUGAUAAAGUUAUGGACCACGAUCAUCUAACAGGAAAAUUCAGGCAAACUUUAUGCUCUAAGUGUAACUUAGAACUACAACAGCCUAAAUUUGUCCCCAUAUUUUUCCAUAACUUAUCUAACUACGACUCACACUUUAUAAUUACCGAACUUGGAUAUGAUACCGAGUCUAUAUCAGUUAUCCCGAACAGUGAGGAAAAAUUUAUAUCUUUUUCAAAAUAUAUUAGUAGUACCUUCACUGUACGGUUUAUAGACACAUUCAGAUUUAUGGCAUCGAGUCUAUCAUCUCUGGCUAAAAACUUGAUAACACCAGACCUUAAUAACUUUCGUGAGACAUCUAAACAUUUUGUCAUCGAAGAUAUGCCACUCGUAACGCAGAAGGGGGUAUACCCGUAUGAGUAUACUGAUAGUUGGGACAAGUUGAACGAUAAAGUAUUACCACGAAAGAGAGAUUUUUAUAGUACAUUGACCGAGUCGGGAAUUAAGGAGUCAGAAUUUGAACAUGCGAAGGAGGUCUGGGACCACUUUAGAUGUAACACGUUGGGUGAGUAUUCAUAUUUAUACCUGAAAAUCGAUGUGUUGCUGUUGGCGGAUAUUUUUGAAAACUUCCGUGAUCUAUGUAUGUCAACAUACAAUUUGGAUGCAGCACACUAUUUCACCGCACCCGGGUUAAGUUUUGAUGCUAUGUUAAAGUUUACGAAGCAAAAGUUGGCGUUGCUGUCUGAUUACAACAUGUUAUUGAUGUAUUCGUGGAGGAUUGGUGCAGGCGUGUAUGCGGUACGCGAAGGCGAACAAUAUGAAGACACCGGGUUAUGA